Molecule: messenger RNA, 4615 nt
Organism: Acanthaster planci (crown-of-thorns starfish)
Lineage: Eukaryota; Metazoa; Echinodermata; Asteroidea; Valvatida; Acanthasteridae
Gene: med6
Product: mediator complex subunit 6
Biological process (GO): regulation of transcription by RNA polymerase II
Cellular component (GO): mediator complex
Molecular function (GO): transcription coregulator activity
Source: RefSeq, a predicted model, not a curated record
UCUACCAUGUUUCAGCGACAUGCAUUUUAUGUACGAAGAUGGCUACGCCAGAAAAAGAGAACCCGCUGUUCAUGUCAUGGCACAACAGCGCCUGGAUUCCCCACCUGAGUCGAGCUAACAUCAUGGACUACUUUGCGGAUAGGAGCAACCCCUUCUAUGACCGUACCUGUAACAAUGAGAUAAUUAAGAUGCAGAGAGUGAAUCCGGAGCAACUCAAAACUAUGACAGGCCUUGAGUACGAGCUGCUUCAUGUCCAGGAGCCAAUUCUUUACGUGAUAAGGAAACAGCACCGCCAUUCGGUAGAGCACACCACGCCCCUGGCUAACUAUUACAUCAUCGCGGGCGUGGUCUACCAAGCGCCGGACCUGUGCUCCGUGCUGAAUUCCAGAAUGCUGACGAGUCUACAUCACAUUGAGUCAGCAUUUGAAGAGGCUCAGUCGUUCUCCCGCUACAGCCCCAGCAAGGGUUACUGGUGGGAAUUUAAGGACAAGGAACAAGAACAAGCAGAAGAGAAGCAAAAGAACCAAAGGAAGAAGGAAGAGGCAGCGAGCUCCAUGUUCCAGAGACAAAGAGUGGACGUUCUCCUCAAGGAGCUGUCCCGGAAAUUUCCUCCAAAGGUCAUCCAGGCCAAACCUGGCGAAAAGCCGAUCCCCGUGGAACACCAGAACGGCACUGUCGCCAUCAAGGAGGAGAUAAAAGAAGAACAGCAGCAAGUCAACAGCAACUCGGUCGCGACGACAGGCACCAUCGGUGCCCCAAACGCAGGGGCCUUCUUCUCCGGUGGCAUGAGGCCCCCGAUGGUCAAAAAAAGGAAGCUUGGAAAAUGACACAAGUUUGGACAUUUUUAGGACCGUUUGUGGAAAGUCCCUAGGACUCGCCCAUGAAGGACAGUAAGACCCCUGUGCACGCCUUGUGACCUUGGGCUGAGAACUCAGUGUAAGCUACUGCGGAGCCCUACUCCAUGGAGGAAAGUGGGUAACAACGAGAGGGGGUGGUAACCUGCAGUCAGGUGGUCCAUUCAGCAGACAGGUUGAUUGCUGGAUGGCAACGUUGUAAGUCAAGCUGAGGUAAAAGAUUGUCCAUAAGAAUCGCCAUUGGCUGACAAAUAGGCUCAAAAAUACCAAACCUUCUGUCACCAUAGCGUGCGUUCACUAUUUGUGGCUUUAUUUUGAUUCAUGUUUUUAUCUGCGGUGUACCAGAGGCUCUAUCUCUGGCCCGAAUACAACAGCUGUGUCUGCCCCAGGAAAAUUGAAGACAAGGUCCCGUCACGUCUUGUCAGACAGAAAAAAAAGGCACAGUUUUGCCAACAGUGCAUUUUUGGGGGGCAGGACCCAGGAGGAAUUCCGGCUUCCACAGUUCUUUGAUCAAAAGGAGACAGUCACCAGACUUGCCCACAAACCCACAAAACAAAUAACUGCCUGAACUCAAAACAAAACAGGAACAAAGUUUUUUUUUUAAAACCAUUCUGAAAAGGCUGGGUAUGAAUUUAUUGCAAGCACUUGGUUUUUUGUGUGUGCAAUAUCCUGCUUGAUGGUUUUUCAGAAAUAUAUAUAUAUAUAGAUAUAUAUUUCGCUCAACUAAUGAACAUUGUUUCUUAUUCAGGGCCCAUUUUCAUUGCGCUUCUUGAUAAUUAGAAGAAAAUGUUUACUCUUCAAAGCAGAAAAUCAUAGUACUGCUGCUCAAGCAUGCCUCGUCACGUCACUGAUGUGGACAACUGUUACCCCAGUAGUUAAGCUUACUGUCGUGGUGCCUACUGGUUAAUGGUGUCCAUGAAAAGAGAUGCUGGUUCUGUGGGCUCAAAAUUGGCAGUAUUGGCUAGGCCGUGAAUUUCGGCCCGGAUUAGUUGCUGUUUAGCGAGUGUCUCAAGCAUCGCACAAUUUGAGUUUCUUUCAAGGUGAAGUUUUUGGUGGUUUGGUGGCUUCCAUAUUUGAAAUUAACUGGUGUCCUGCCGCACCAUCGCGUUCCAAACCAAAGCAAGUGGCGUGGAUCAUCAUUGUAAAAUGAUCGAAGAUGCUCCUCAAGGAAUGGAAAGAAUAAAAUUAGUAUACAUGUACAGGGGAAAUUUAUGCAACCAUUACUGAAAACAUCACACUGUAAAUUCACAUCUUUUUAUUUCUUUUUCAUUUUUGUAUAAAAGCUGUCAAAAUGUGAUACUAAAAAUCACCCUUAUUGAUAGGAGCUAGAUCACUGCACAAACACUACCACAACCAGGAUUUUAAUCCUGAAGAAAAGUACUUAAGUUAUGAGGAUAAAAAAAGUUAUUUGCACUUGAAAACAUACACAGGAUUCAUUUUGAUAGGAGUAGCAUCAAAUAUACAUACAGCAGACAGAAAACUCGCUUCAGAAGUUUUAAAGAACAUUCAACUAAAAGUAAAUUGCAAAAAUUGGUUCGUCCUCAGUUGAAUUUGGAAUCGCUUAUUUAUAUCAAGUAAUUAUUUUCAAACAAUGAAGUUGUUCAAAUUUGUCCUUAUUUAUCAUCAAAAUUAGAAACUUUAAAAGUGUUACUUGCAGUUGAGCAAUUGUUUGCAAGAAAAAAUACAUCUCUUCAAGUUCUAUUCAUUUUUGAGCAAAUUUAUAUAAAUUCGAGCAGAACAAACGCUUCGGUUAAAAGAAGUCCAAUAAGACUGCCCAUUGAUGAAAUUAAUAUUCAUAACAGCUCCUGACAAACAUCAAUUCUUGGAUUUGGUGAUUUUUAUUUCUGCUCUUAAAUUUUUGUAUACGUCCCAUUUUUAGUCAAUGAGAAUCGUUCCCCCAGAAACAGGGUUUUUUUUCUUCAUUUAUCCUCCUGAUUCAUUAGAUAACUCAGCUGGUAAGUUUGCUUUUAUUUUAUUUGAGAAUAGGUCCCACAUUUCAGCACUUGACACAUAACACACCCUUUGCUCAAGCAGACAUGACAGGAAAUAUAAAUAAACUUCAAGGAAGCUGACUUGUUCUGGGUUUUUCCCAAAUUUUUUGGCAAACCAGAAACUUCAAAGGCAACAGGACUAUUUGACACACCUUUUAACAAAACCUCAUCAGGAAAUGUUUGCCGGCUCAAUACUUGUCACAGAUGCUUUGUGAGCUUGCUCUGACUAAGAUCUUUGCCCACAGCAUUAUCAAGUUCCCCAUCACAUGAUUUUUAGCGGGUCACCUGAGCCACUUCAAAAACAAAAAUGUGGGUUGUGGUUAAAAACAAAACUGAAAACUGCUGGGCUUACUCAAAGACAGAGUAAGAAAACAAUUCCUCUCUUUGGUUGUGCUGUAGGUAGUUCCACUGCCCAUUAUCUCAUCCAAACGUCACAUUCUACUAUGCUCUUGGUUUGUUCUGAAACUCAUUGAAAUCUUCAAGCAGUUGGGUUUGUCAGUUCCUAAUGGGGGAAGUGAGUCCCCAUAGACAGUCCACACUGUAUUCCAAAUACUUCCUUAGUGUCUCUCAUGGCCAACUCUACUUGGAAGUAAAUUAUGAUUGAAAUCUCUUAUGUGUAUAAAUACCACAUGUGCGUUAGACUUGGCACCGAGUCAGUUCCGUUUUGUUCUCCACGUGCAAUAUCGCUGUGAUCUGCAAGGUAGGUACGUAUUUCUACCUUUUGUCCCGGGGCAUUGCUUUCCUCGUCCCAAACUUACGGAUGGGCCAUCCAAAUAAGUUGAAAGUUGGCCAAUUAUGUUACUUGUACUAGAGCCGUGCUAAUGGUUCACAGACAAAAUACUACUGUCUAAAUUACUUGUCAUCCAGUAUACAUGUAUGUGUGCUUGAGAACCAGGCCAAAGGUAGCAUUGGCUCUCGUCAUAGCAACUGACACAAUUUAGGAAGCUUUUGGGGUGUGCCUGUCGUGAUGUAUAAGCUCACAUCGACCUGUCUAUACCAAGUGCCUCAAACUCCAAAACUGACAUCUUCCUUCCUUCCUUCAUUACACGGACACAGCAAGCACCAGAUUUUUUCCCUCAAAGUUGACAGUGGCGAAAAUGAAAACGCAUACUGACUCCGGCGGAUGUUAUGUUAUGUAUUCAGCACUGGCAAUGUUUAUUAUGAUACAACCACACAGCAGUGCUUGGGAGCCAAGAUCACAGAUAUACAUGUUUCAGUUAUUUCAAGCUGCAUAGGAGGCUAAUCAGCAUGAACCAACUUCGCGUGUAUCAAGUACUGUUUAGAUAGUGUAUAUUCAUGCCAAUCUGUUUGGUUUGUUUUUCUUUUUUUAAAUACGUGCCUGCUUGUUGAGUUUUGUAUAACAAAAUAGCAUGGAGAAGCUCCAUGAGCAAAAGAAUCCACCCACUACACGUAUAAAGUGUUCAGAGUGCACUUCUAAUGGCACCUUCACCUUGGAAUGUGUAUUACCAUUUCAGUUUUGGGUUUCACCCCGUGGAGUCUUAUGCUUGAAACCCCAAUGAAAUGUUCCAGAUAUUGUUCAUCUGUCCUAUGGAGUAGCACAGUGUCUGUUUCACUUUCACCUUUGAACACAACAAAAUUUCCGUUUGUUUGACCUUUAAAGUCUUUCAGACAAUAGAAUUUCAUUCUUUGUAUCGAUGAAAAUGGCCUUUUUUUCUGUGAAAUUCUUUCAACUUUGCAAGUUUCAAAACAAGGAAUACAAACAAGGCCAGCAGCCUGGAUUCCCAUUCCUGAAAUAAAAAGUGAAACAUA